Molecule: messenger RNA, 825 nt
Organism: Wallemia ichthyophaga EXF-994
Lineage: Eukaryota; Fungi; Basidiomycota; Wallemiomycetes; Wallemiales; Wallemiaceae
Exons: 1
Coding region: 1-825 (274 amino acids)
Biological process (GO): basic amino acid transmembrane export from vacuole
Cellular component (GO): fungal-type vacuole membrane
Source: RefSeq, a predicted model, not a curated record
AUGGUUAGCAGGAGUACAUUCAGCGCUGCAUCUGGCUGGAUAAGCAUCUUGAGCUGGUUCGUCGUAUAUAGUCCCCAGAUUUACGAGAACUACGUCCUUCAAUCUGCCUCUGGUCUGUCGCUCACCUUCGUCGUGAUAUGGCUGCUCGGGGAUAUCACCAAUCUCGUUGGCGGCUUCAUGGUACACCUCCUACCGCCUAUGCUCAUCCUCGCGCUGUACUACACGGCGUGCGACGUCAUACUCCUGUGGCAGAUGUGGAUUUAUCGGGGAAACAACGGGAUUAGUGAGUGUGGAAGUGGGAGCGGGAGUGAGGAGGGUGUUGCACCAACGCAUCCCACCGAAUCAGACAGACUUUUGAGCGUACAGGAGCAACACCGCCACCAGCAACAGGAAUCUCACCAGCUAUUCGUCAACCUCCUCUGCACAGCACUCGUAGUUUUCGGAGGAGCGCUAUCAUUCAUCCUCAACGCCGACAAGGAAUAUAUGGGAACACCACCUCUCCAUUCAACCCCCACAGCUCAAUUUGCAGGCUGGACGAGUGCUGUACUCUACAUACUCUCGCGUUUCCCCCAGAUUAUCAAAAACACCCACACUCACUGCGAUGGCCUUUCGAUACCCCUCUUCGCAUUCGCGUUGUGCGGUAAUUGCAGCUACGUCGCUCAAGUUCUCUUUGAGAGCACCGAUGGGGAUUAUUUGUGGAUUAACAUGAGUUGGCUCGUUGGAACUAUCGGCACCGUUCUCCUCGAUCUCGUCGUUCUCUCUCAGUUCGCUUACUACCGUUAUCGCGAUAGUUGUUUAAAGCAAGAAACUGAUGAAGCGGAUUAG